AUGAAAAUUCCCAUAAUCGCAAGGCCUCUACAAUAUACUUUAAAAGUUUCCGGACUCUGGCCAGAUUACUUCAAUAUUCUUGGAGUAAUCAUUGUAAUGUCGGCUUUGUUCACUUUGAUACCAUUUCAGCUUCUGGAUGUUUGGAAAGAAUACGACAAUAUCUUUAUAGUGAUGGAUGACUUGAGUCAAAUUUCAGCUGAAGUAUUGUUAUAUUUUAAAUUUUUAAUAAUAUUCUGGCAUAGACGUGUAUUCAAAACUUUACUAAAAGAAAUGGCUGAAGACUAUGAAAAUAAAUAUAAAAUAAAAUACUGGUCAGAGCUUAUUUCAGCGUCGCGUCGCUUUACGAAAUUAGACUAUGGAAUGUACGCACUUGCUUCCGCAAGUUAUCAUGUACAACUUAUUAUGUUUUAUAUAAUAACACCAGUUGAGGAUAGAGAAAUGAUGAUUAGAGCACGAUACCCGUUCGACUACAGAAGUUCUCCAACUUAUGAAAUUCUGAAUAUUAUUCAAGUUAUUCAAGGAUUGAUAAUGUGCUCUAUCCAAGCUUUGUCAGAGUCUCUUCUCGUGGCUUUGGUCCUGCAUGCUUGCGGGCACAUUGAUUUACUUCUUAAUGAGAUUGAAGAGUUUUCAAUAAAUUGUAGAACGACUAGAAAAAAUUCGUCUUUACUACUAAUAAUAAAGCAGCAUCUGAAAGUUUUAGAUAUCGUCAACAACAUAGAGACAGUUUAUACUUACGUAUCUUUUAUUCAAGUAUUUUUCAGUACGUUUAUAAUUUGUUGUUCUUCUUAUAUUGUACUUGCGGUAACGAAUAAUCUCGUGCUUAUGAUCAAGUAUAGCCUGUUAUGUAUGACUGCGGUAUGGCAAGGAUAUUCCUUUUGUUUUUCUGGUCAACGACUAAUUAAUAAAAGCGAACAAAUUUCAAACAAAUUAUAUCAGUCAUUUUGGCAUGAUGAAAAUCCCAAAGAAAUUCGCGCAAUUUCUUACAUGAUUAGUAGAGCUCAAAGAUCCCUUGCACUAACAGCGGGAAAAUUCACUUCCCUGUCUGCUCCAACGUUUACUUCAAUGAUGAAAACUUCUUUUUCGUACAUUUCCGUCAUCAGAUUGAUAAGCUUAUUCGGAACUCGAAUUUAUACGAAGUGCGAUGAAAUGAAAGUUCCAAUAGUCGGGAAACCUGUAGAAUAUACUUUGAAAUUUUGCGGACUUUGGCCGGAUUACUUUAAUAUUUUUGGAAUUUUACUUGUUGUGUCAAGUUUGUUCACAAUAAUGCCAUUUCAGAUCAUUGAUAUGUUAAAAGAGUUCGACAAUACAUUUAUAUUGCUUGAUGAUUUAAGUAACUUUUUCGGUGAAAUAUUAUUGUACUCUAAAUAUCUAGUAAUUUGGUAUCACAGAAGAAGACUCAAAAGCUUAUUGCAAGAAAUGACUGAGGAUUAUGAUAACGAAGAUAAAAUAGAAUAUUGGUCAGAGUUUAUUUCAGCAUCGCAUCGAUUUACGAAAUUCGAUUACUUAAUGUACGUUGGUACGUCCUCGAUGUAUUAUCUUCAGACGAUCCUCAACUACUUGAAAAUACCAGUAGAACAGAGAGAAAUGAUGAUUAGAGCGCAAUACCCGUUUGACUUCAGAAGUUCUCCAAUGUACGAAAUUAUGACUCUUGUUCAGAUUGUGCAAGGAUUGACCAUGUGUAGUCUCCUGGCUUUGUCCGAGUCUCUUCUGGUAGCUUUGGUCCUGUAUGCUUGUGGGCACAUUAAUUUGCUUUCAGACAAAAUCGACGAGUUUUCAUUGAAUUGCUUGAAUAAUGAAAAGGACGUUUCUCCAGAGGCGAUAAUAAAACAACACCAGAAAAUUUUAAACAUUGUCCAACAGAUUGAGACAAUUUAUACUUACGCGUCAUUCGUGCAAGUUUUUCUUAGUACAUUUACGAUCUGUUCUACUGGAUAUAUUGUAAUCGCUGUGGCAGAUGAUAUCAUAACAAUGAUUAAGUGUGGCAUGUUAGGUGCCACUGCAAUGUGGCAAGGAUACUCGUUUUGCUUUUUUGGUCAGAGGCUGAUCAAUGAAAGCGAAAAAAUUUCAAUCAAGAUAUAUAACACAUUUUGGUAUUUAGUUAAUCCCAAAAAAAUCCGUGCUCUUUCGUAUAUGAUAAAUAGAUCCCAAACACCUCUCACUCUAACAGCAGGAAAGUUUACUUCUCUAUCUGCAGAAACAUAUACUACAAUGAUGAAAACAUCUUUUUCGUAUAUAUCCGUACUCAGAGCUAGUAACAUAUAAUUCUAUUGCUCAAAAACAUUUUAAAAAUCAGCUAUAUAAUGUGCGACUUUUUUGCUCGUGAAAUUGAUAAUCAAAUUUACUGCUCGUGAAAAGUAUAUUUUUCGAAAUAUAUAGAAAUAUACAAAAUAUAUAGUGGAUUAAAAAUUUUCGAUCCAAUUCGAUACUGUUAAAAGUUCUUUCACAGUCAAUUGAUCUCGUCACGACUAAUUUUUUGUAGUAAAUGGUAUAAUGUCAUUUUUUAU
Phymastichus coffea is the source of this 2504-nucleotide messenger RNA. RefSeq lists its product as uncharacterized. Gene Ontology annotation, cellular component: plasma membrane. Bases 1 to 2262 code for a protein of 753 amino acids. Gene Ontology annotation, biological process: sensory perception of smell; detection of chemical stimulus involved in sensory perception of smell. The record is from RefSeq and is a predicted model, not a curated record. Gene Ontology annotation, molecular function: olfactory receptor activity; odorant binding. The transcript has 12 exons. Lineage: Eukaryota; Metazoa; Arthropoda; Insecta; Hymenoptera; Eulophidae.